Aedes aegypti (yellow fever mosquito) is the source of this 2373-nucleotide messenger RNA. Its product is annotated as pinin-like. Bases 115 to 2178 code for a protein of 687 amino acids. The transcript is spliced from 3 exons. The record is from RefSeq and is a predicted model, not a curated record. NCBI's taxonomy places the organism in Eukaryota, Metazoa, Arthropoda, Insecta, Diptera, Culicidae.
UAGUUGAGCACCCCCGGCGGCGGCCCUGACACUCACUUUUUCGAUCAGAAAAAAGAGCAGCAGUUGAAAAUCGGAAAUUUUGAGAAAAAAUUUCUUGAUUCAAAAAUCAGCAAAAUGGAUGCAAACGAAGAUGACCUGAUAAAUUCCAUAGCGGAAGAGGCGGAAAAGGAGAUUUGCUAUCAUGUCCAGCUGGAACAGCAGAAGAUGCUGUUGCUGGCACGGCGGGAGGUGGAAGAUUGGAAACGAAUCGUUUACGAAACCAACCGAUGCCGGGAACAGUAUCUCAAAGAAUAUCGCCUCGCAAGAAAGCAGGCAAAAGGCUUGUCUAUAAUGACUGAACGGCUCAUCGAUCCACAGCUCGAAGCAAUAAUUGACCGACAUCUUGGACAAUGGAUGCAAGACGAUGGCAAACCGGUGGACCAUCAACCAGAAAUCUCGAGAAUGCGUGCGAAGAUCCAUCGAAUGGAGCAACGGAUAACGAUAUACGAGGAAUCCUACGAACGGAUACAAAAAUCGAAAAGCCAUCAGAUGGCAAAGGAAAUCUCACGGAAAGUGGGAGACGAAGAACGGAAAAUUGACGAGCGCCAGAAGGAGAUUGAUGACUUAUGGAAAGCAAGACGCGUCGAAGCUAAUCGCGAAUGGGAAAACGAGAUGAAGAUUUAUGUCGCACUCUGUCAACUGUACACAGAAUUCGGACAGAUGGAAAUGGAACAAGAAGCUACAUCGCAGAAUAACGAGAUCAAAAAGGCCAAGAUUGUGCAACUUGUCGAGGAGAUCAAACAGGCCAAGAUCGAGCAGGAGGAAGAAGCUAAGCGCCGAGAAAUCGAACUCAGCGAACGUCUUUUGAUUCCGGUGAAACUUCAGCAUAUUACUUUGGAGGGCCCGGUUUUCAAAGAUCCCAAUGACUUUCCGGUUCUUAUUGACAAAAUUGAAAGCACUCGGAAAACGUAUGACCAAAUUUUUAAACGUCCCGAGUAUAUGGAUUUACGCAAGCUUCGGAAGAAGAACAGAAAGUUUUUGACCAAGAGUUCAUCUCAGUUUGCUCUGCUGUUCAGCGGUCCUAAACGAAAGGAUAAAACUCGUAAAGCUUCCACUCAACCGGCUGUUGUCAAAGAUAGCGGACCAGUAACCAAUGAGAUCACUUCUAAGCCCCGUAAGGAAUCUACACCGAAGCAAGAUACUGUUCCGAAGCCGAAAAAACUAGAUCAAGCAGAUGUACAGGAUAAGAAUUCAAUUCCAAAUUCGGAAACCAUCAUCAAUUCGGUACCAAAACCAACGAAAAACGAAACUCGACGUCAAUCAUUACCGCAGACACCGGAUGAUGUGCUUCAGGAAGUUCCACCGGCAAGCAAGAAGCGUAAAUCCGUUGAGCGCGAGGAAAUGAAACCAGUCGAAGAACAACCGAAACCGGUUUGUAACGUACAAGCACAGAGAAUUGAACAACCUUCCGCUCAAUCAAUGUCGCAACCAGCGCUUCCUACGGAAACCAGGAAGGAGCCUAAGCAGAGCGUGCAACCCAGGAAGCGACCAUCCCGCGAAACUCCUAUUUCGUCAUCAGCUCCCGCACGAUUGGAACAUAAAAUAUCUCGUAAAGCGCAGCCGCUUUCGCCAGAACCGAAUCGCAAAGCUUAUCCCAAAAAAUCCCAAGAGCACGAAAAGCAACAGUUUGAAAUGGAAACCGAAUCCUUUAGCUUCUCACCGGAAAAGCCUAACCGUAGAACGAAGGCUGCGCACGAAGAACGGCCACAUCCAUCAACUGAUUCGCAGAAUAAGAAGCCCCAACCACCGGUCGAAGAGAUGGACUUCGAAUCCGUGCCGCAACAUCAAUCAUCCGAUGGUGACAAUUUCUCACUUGGCAGUGCUUCGCCUCCUCCGGAGGAUCGCAACCGUUCCAAAGGCGAUGGUGAUUUCCUGGACACGGUUAGCCUCACGGGAAGCAUCUCGUCGUUCGACAUGGAAGACCGCGGAAGUGGCAGCGAUCUAGGGUUCGAUUUGUCCCCUGUUGGUCCGAGAGGAAACACUCGCAAAGGAGGCAGUGACGCCAGCAACGAGGGAGAUUCCGAUUUUGAUUUCCUGGCAAGCCCGCCGAAGUCGGGGGUUCCAUCCGGGAGGAAAGCUCAGGACAGCUUCGAUUUCAUGGACGGCGAUGACAGUGGAACCGGAUUUGAUUUCUUCUAGAGUGAAGGAAGUGGAUGAAAUGAAUUUCUGGAAUUUAUACUCAGUGCGUAUAAUUUCAUUUGAGAUUUGUGUGCCUUUCAAUAGGAUGUUGGAAGACGAACAAUACUUAUUCUUAUCUUUGAAACGUUGUCAAAUGUAUGAAUUCGAAUCAAAAAAUCUAAUAAGCAAUAUAAGUUACUAAUCCUGGUCCUUGUA